Messenger RNA from Lotus japonicus, 2873 nucleotides. RefSeq lists its product as uncharacterized. The record is from RefSeq and is a predicted model, not a curated record. Bases 267 to 2579 code for a protein of 770 amino acids. The transcript has 19 exons. Gene Ontology annotation, molecular function: protein phosphatase binding; protein phosphatase regulator activity. Lineage: Eukaryota; Viridiplantae; Streptophyta; Magnoliopsida; Fabales; Fabaceae.
GAAGAUGGGUGUAAUAUUAAUAUCCAUCACCAUCGUUAUCGUUAUUCACUUGUUGUAAACGAUCUUUCUCCCGCGAUUGAAGGUUGAUUUCGAUUCCUCUCUCUCUCGAUUGGAUCUCCCUCACUCGCUUCAUCGUUUCCGAUUCUAGGGUUUUCCUUCCUCCUCCGAUUGAUUCGUUGCCGACGAGGGGCUAGGGUUUCUCUGCUGCCAGAUCCGUCUUCGAUUUCCCCUGUAUCCUCCUCGGAAUCCUUCAAUUCCAUUUCAUCAUGUUUUGGCGUAUGGCUGGUUUGUCCACUGCAUCUCCGGUGGAGACCAUUUUGGAUAGGGAGAAUUUUACUUUGGAGGAACUACUUGAUGAGGAUGAAAUUAUUCAAGAAUGCAAAGCUCUUAACAGUCGCCUUAUAAAUUUCUUAUCUGGAAGAGCACAGGUUGAACAAUUAAUACGAUACAUUGUCGAAGAAGCUCCUGAGGAUACUGAAAAGAAACGAACUUUUAAGUUUCCUUUUAUUGCUUGCGAGAUAUUUACUUGUGAGGUUGAUAUCAUUCUCAAAACUCUUGCAGAAGAGGAAGAAUUGAUGAAUUUGUUGUUCUCCUUUUUGGAGCCAAAUCACUCCCAUAGUAAUCUACUAGCUGGAUAUUUUAGCAAGGUAGUUGUAUGCCUGUUGCUACGCAAGACAGUUCCUUUCAUGCAAUAUGUUCAAGCUCACCAAGAAAUUGUGAAGAAACUAGUUGAGUUGAUUGGCAUUACAUCUAUUAUGGAGGUUUUGAUACGGUUGAUUGGUGCGGAUGAGCACAUGUAUGUAAAUCAUGUGGAUGCUAUGCAGUGGAUUGAAGACACUGAUGUGCUUGAAAUGAUUGUGGACAAGUUCAGCUCUUCAAACUCCCCAGAAGUGCAUGCUAAUGCAGCAGAAACACUUUGUGCCAUUACCCGAUUUGCUCCAGCGGGGCUUACUGCCAAAAUAUCCAGCCCAAGCUUUAUAGGAAGAUUAUUCCGACAUGCUCUGGAAGACUCUAGGCCAAAAUCUGUUCUUGUUAACUCUUUGUCUGUAUGCAUAUCCUUGCUAGACCCUAAGAGAUUUGCAUUUGGAGCUUAUAAUACUUAUAACCGCCAAAUAACUAACGGAUCUGCUGUAACUGCAAAUCCCGAGACUGUUGAAGGCAUGCUAGAAAGCCUAGGUGAUCUACUCAAACUUCUAGAUUUUUCUUCCGCUGACAAUCUCUUACUAACUACUUUUGGCAAGUUACAACCACCUCUUGGAAAACGUCGUUUGAAGAUUGUAGAGUUUAUAUCAGUCUUAAUAACUGUUGGUAGUGAAGCUGCUGAGAAGAAAUUGAUUGAUCUUGGAGCAGUAGAAAGAAUAAUACACUUGUUCUUUGAGUACCCAUACAACAACUUUCUACAUCACCAUGUAGAAAAUAUUAUAAUGUCAUGCUUAGAGAGCAAGAAUUCUUCUCUUUGGGAACAUAUCCUCCGGGAUUGUGAUUUAGGAGGGAAAAUUAUCCAAGCAGAAAAGCAUGUUACAUUGGAAGUGGAUACAAACAAGCCAACAAUACCUGCUGAGGGUAAAUCCCCGCCCAGGAUAGGAAGCAUUGGGCACUUAACCCGUGUAUCAAACAAACUUAUCCAGUUAGGAAAUAACAACAAUGCGAUUCAGGAACAUCUGCAGGGCAAUAGUGAAUGGACAGAUUGGUACAUGAAUGUCCUAUCAAGCCGAAAUACUGUGGAAAAUGUCUAUCAAUGGGCGUGUGGGAGACCAACAGCAUUGCAUGACAGGACUAGAGAUAGUGACGAGGAUGAUUAUCAGGAUCGGGACUAUGAUGUUGCAGCCCUAGCAAAUAACUUAAGCCAGGCUUUCCGUUAUGGCAUUUACAAUAAUGAAGACAUGGAAGAGGUUCAUGGUUCUCUUGAACGAGAUGAUGAGGAUGUCUAUUUUGAUGAUGAAUCUGCUGAAGUUGUGAUAUCUUCUUUGCGUUUGGGAGAUGACCAUGAAAGCGGGUCUCUUUUCACAAAUUCCAACUGGUUUGCUUUUGAGGAGGAGAGAGAUCGAGAAGCCAAUGAACGUUCGACUGGCUCCCUUGCUUCUCCAUCACCUAAUGCUGAGGAAGGUGCUAACAAUGCCAGUGCAGAUGAUAAUGUUGUUGCUGGUGACGAUGAGGACUUAGCCGACACUGCAACAUCUUCUCCGGAAGUAGGACCGAAAUCAGAACCUGGUGGAACUGAUAAACCAGUUGAGUGGGUUGAAUGGAGGGAGUCUUCAGAUGCCAAUGACCCUUCUGAUGUUCCUCUGAACGGAGAACCUGAGACAGCAUCAGGAAACAAUGAUCCCCCUUCUGAUGUCCCUCUGAACGGAGAACCUGAGACAGCAUCCGGAAACAAUGAUCCUGAUGCAGCUGAUUCAUCAUCACUGCCAUCUACAAAGGAUGAACAGAUGGCUGCUGAGCCAUCAGUAUCACCCGACAAGAACCCUGACCCAAGUAUUGAAACCUCUGAGCCAACUCAAACGGGAAGUGAAACUGAAGGAGACAGAAGCAAGGACACUGCAGAUGACACAAAAGCAACUGAAAAUAUAAGUAGCUAAUCUAAAUUCCUCUGAAUUGGCUUGGGUGGCUAAUUUUGCAACAUUAACCAGGUGGGAAGAUACAUUCUGGAAUCUGGCUGGGCGAGAGUAUUUAGGACCUCUCUGCACGCAGUUUUAUUUUUUUAUAGGAAUAUUGAUUUUUUAUUCUCACCUGCUUCUGAAGCUAGAAAUUCAAUACCUAAUGAGGCUUUAUAGCUCAUGGUUGUUAGGUGCUACUGAAUUGUUCACCUGUUCAUAUCAAUAUUUGUCUCGCCCACUGAAUUUUCAAUUGUUCAUAUAAAUCUUUGUUCCCAA